AUGCAUGCGAAUAGGCUCUUGGUCUUCCAUGGAUACAUCGUCAAAGAUCACAAUGCUGUUAUUGUGAGCCUCUUCCGUCAUCCGGACGCUGUAGUUAAAGGUGGAAGUGGACUGGUCAAUACACUCAUCAACAAGUUACUGUUUGAAUUGCAUGUGCCCGGAUACAAUUAUUGUGGACCCGGUACAAAUCUGGAAAAACGUUUGAAGAGAGGUAACGUAGGCAUCAAUCCUUUAGAUGAGGCGUGUAAAUCACACGAUAUUGCAUACGCUAAAAACGCAUCGUUAGAACCUCGACAUAGGGCUGAUUUGGAGUUGGCAGCAAGUGCAGCGAGGCGUUGGCGUGAAUCGAACAGCCUAUCCGAGAUCCGAGAUUGGUAG
Messenger RNA from Arctia plantaginis, 378 nucleotides. Lineage: Eukaryota; Metazoa; Arthropoda; Insecta; Lepidoptera; Erebidae. The record is from the annotation of a GenBank genome assembly.